Phlebotomus argentipes is the source of this 1720-nucleotide messenger RNA. RefSeq names its product 2,3-dehydroadipyl-CoA hydratase-like. The coding region runs from base 9 to 953 and encodes 314 amino acids. The record is from RefSeq and is a predicted model, not a curated record. Lineage: Eukaryota; Metazoa; Arthropoda; Insecta; Diptera; Psychodidae. The transcript is spliced from 3 exons.
CAGAAAGCAUGGUUAUGUUGAAGUCAGUGUGUGUUGUUUUGCCAAAAAUCCACAGAAAACACUUGUUUUCCACGAUUCUAGCUAGAAGGAAAUGCAGUUCAGACACUCAGAGUUCCCGGAAGAUCGUCGAGCCGGGCGAGAUUGUCGUCUCGCGGCAGAGGGAUGUGGGCCUGGUGGGCAUCAACAGACCUUCUGUCCAGAACUGCCUGACGGACGACCUCACCGUGCGUCUCUUCGCGGAGAUUGAGCGUAUUGAAGAGGAUCCGAGUAUUCUGGUGGGCGUUCUUCAUGGGAUCGGCGGGACUUUCUGUGCCGGACACGAUUUGAACAGCAUCAGUGAGAGCACAUUCUCAAGAGCCCCCAGGAUAACCAGGAGAUUCCUCCGGAAGCCCUUCGUGUGCGCUAUGAAUGGGUUUUGCGUGGGAAACGGCCUUGAACUGGCGCUCAUGUGCGAUUUGCGAGUCAUCGAGGAGACUUGCGUGAUUGGCUUCCUCAACAGGCGCUUCGGGGUGCCCCUUAUCGAUGGAGGCACUGUCCGGCUGCCCGCCCUGAUUGGCUUGUCUCGUGCUCUGGACAUGGUGCUCACGGGACGAAAAGUGAGUGCCGAGGAAGCCUUCGAAAUGGGCCUCGCCAGUCGGUUUGUGGCCAAUGGAACUGGAGUUGGCCAGGCGGUGCAUCUUGCCGUGGCGGUCGCAAAGUUCCCACAGAAUGCGCUGCUGCACGACAGAACUUCAAUGUACAGAGCCACAUUUGAUGGCACAUCUUUCGACGCUGCUGUGAAGGAUGAAAUUGAGUCUGUGACGCCAGAAAUGGUGCAGGAAGCCAUCCAGGGAUCUCGACGGUUCGCCGAAGGCAUUGGCAAGAGUGGUAAGUUCCACGACAUCAAGGCGAGGCCGAUUGCUGACUGGGAAGCGGAUGAAAUUGCGAGGGAAAAAACGAAGUCUGAAUCGUGAUUUUUCAUAAAACUUUUUAUUUCUCUAAUGAUUUUCAUUUUAUCACAAAAGGAAUAUUUUUUUCUUCUGUUUAUUUCUCAGUAGUUAUAAGCCCUAAACACUGACACAACUCAACUUCACCACUGGGAUUGUUUUUAACGUCCACACAUUCGGUUCUGAAUCAUGAGAAAAAUAUCAUUCUAAGUAGAAAAUAUAGAGCAUUUCCAAAAUCCUCUCGUCUUGCUUUUCUCCCCCAUUAAACACACUUUAUCAAUUUUUUUUCUUACUUUCGAAUAAGAAAACACUUUGCGAAAUUCUGAAGAAUUUUCCAUUCCAUACAAAAUCACCUUUUCACCCCGAAAUUCACAAUUCUCCAUUCUUUUGCCUUUAAAAAGUGAAUAAAAGUGUAUAGAAAAUUGUCAAUAAUUGAUUUUUUUUCUUUUCACUAUGAAAAUUUCUUUAUAUAAUUUCUCUUUAUCAUAAAAUUUUGUCGUAUGCCGAUUUUUUUUUCCUUUAAAUAUAGAUUUCUCUCAUGCUCUAACAAUUACAACUUGCCUAACUAUGCAUAAAAAAUUUCUUACGAGAUAAAGUAAUAAAAAAGAAAUUUGCCUCUCUGAAGUUUCGCCAUUCGUAAGAAAUACAAUUUUUAUUGAUUUUCCCUAUCAUAUAAAAUUAUUUCCGUCUCGCCUCUCACCAAAACUCCUCCUCAAAACCCAAUUUGUUUUCUCUAUUUUUUCCCCCCAUUUUUGCUAAAAAUAUUUUCUUGAUUUCCUUCUUUACUUUUUUUU